GUAUUCACGACAUUUUUCUUUCCUCUGCAUAUGUCACAAAGGCCAAACACUCCCCACUUUUCCUCUAUAGCUUUUGGCCUCCAUUCCAAUUUCUUGGUCUCCAGUGAACUGAACUCUAAUACCAAUUGGUCUUCUUGAUUCUUGUUCUAGUUUCCUAUUUUUCAUUCUUUAAAGAAGAAUUGAUCAAAUUCUUCAAAUUUUUUGUUAAAUCGACAUGGGUUUUAAGGGAUUUUUUGAAGGAGGAAUUGCUUCCAUUGUUGCAGGAUGCAGUACACAUCCUCUUGAUCUGAUUAAGGUCCGAAUGCAACUCCAGGGUGAAGCUCCCGCGCCGCCGCAGGCAGCUUUUCAGACUCUCCGCCCUGCUUUGGCUUUUCACACCACCACCGGCCAUGUCCAUCCCCAUAUGGGCCACAUCAGCCUCCCUCCACCUCCACCACCACGAGUGGGGCUUGUGUCUGUUGGGAUGAAAAUUAUUCAGCAAGACGGUGUUGCCGCUCUGUUCUCCGGCGUCUCCGCCACCGUCCUCCGCCAGUCACUCUACUCCACCACCAGAAUGGGCCUCUACGAAAUCCUCAAACAAAAAUGGACGGACCCCAAUUCAAAAAAUAUGCCGCUAAUGAAAAAAAUCUCGGCGGGUCUCAUAGCCGGCGGUGUUGGCGCCGCCGUAGGGAACCCAGCCGACGUAGCAAUGGUACGAAUGCAAGCCGACGGCCGGCUCCCUCUCGCGCAGCGCCGCAACUACAAAAGCGUGUUAGACGCCAUAUCCCAAAUGGCUAAGAACGAAGGCGUGGCUAGCCUUUGGCGCGGCUCGUCUCUCACCGUAAACCGCGCCAUGCUCGUCACAGCUUCGCAGCUGGCUUCAUACGAUCAAUUCAAAGAAAUUAUACUCGAAAAGGGAUUAAUGAAAGAUGGGCUGGGAACACAUAUCACCGCCAGUUUCGCCGCAGGGUUCGUGGCGGCUGUGGCGUCGAAUCCGGUGGACGUGAUAAAGACUAGGGUAAUGAACAUGAAAGUGGAGCCAGGGAUGGUCCCACCAUACAGUGGGGCCAUUGAUUGUGCAAUGAAAACUAUUAGAGCAGAGGGACCCACUUCCCUUUAUAAGGGGUUUAUUCCUACAAUCUCAAGGCAAGGUCCAUUUACGGUGGUGCUCUUUGUCACGCUGGAACAAGUUCGAAAAUUGCUUAAAGAAUUUUGAUUAUUUUGAUGAUGACGACGAAGAAUUAAAAGAAUAUUUGUUUUUAGUAAUUGAUUUCGAUUUUGAUAUAGGAAGUUGUUAGAAGAUGCUAUCUGAUAUUAUAUGUAAUUUUUUCUUCUUUCUACUUGUACUAUUGAAUGGUUCAAUUUUGGCCAAGAAUUUUCGUCAAAUGAAAUGCAUUUGUGCUGUGGUAAAGUA
This is a messenger RNA of Olea europaea var. sylvestris, 1393 nucleotides long. Its product is annotated as mitochondrial uncoupling protein 5-like. Gene Ontology annotation, molecular function: sulfate transmembrane transporter activity; oxaloacetate transmembrane transporter activity; thiosulfate transmembrane transporter activity. Bases 215 to 1195 code for a protein of 326 amino acids. Gene Ontology annotation, biological process: oxaloacetate transport; thiosulfate transport; malate transmembrane transport. The transcript has 2 exons. The record is from RefSeq and is a predicted model, not a curated record. Lineage: Eukaryota; Viridiplantae; Streptophyta; Magnoliopsida; Lamiales; Oleaceae. Gene Ontology annotation, cellular component: mitochondrial membrane.